GCGGAGGCUGGGCCAGGGGCCGGGGUGUGCGGAGAGUCGGCGCCGGCUGUGCGUGGGAAGUCACUCUGACUCAGGCGGGACUCAGGCUGAGUUUGACCGGGAGGCGCAGGGGCAAGUCUAGGAGGUGGUCGAGCUGUGAAUACUGGUGGGAGCAGCGGCCACAGUAAAGCCAAAGAAGUGCCACCCGCGGCGGCGGGAAGAGAAGGAGGGAUAAGGGAAGUGUUGGUUCGGACAGACCGGCCGGCCGCACAGUGCGCCCGCUCUCUGGAGGCGGGGGGCUGGGGUGGGCGGGGUGGGGCUGUAGCGCCGCUGUAGGCAUCUAGGUUGUGGCGUCCCUCCCGCCUCCCUGGGAGCUGUUGCACUCACUAAAGGCAAGUUGUCUCGACUUCCCGGAAGCCCCUUCCUGCCGUGAGCCCCAGUCCCUGGCGCCCGGCUUAGCUAGUGGGGAGCGUCCCCAGUCCAGCCCCGGAUAGACAGCUGAGCGCGAUGCCUGGAGGGUGCGCCCGGGGCUCCGCUGCCGCCACCGCUGCCGGGGACCGGAGACUGCGGCUGGCCCGGCUGUUGUUGGUUCUCCUGGGCUGGGUCUCCUCGUCCACCAGCACUUCCUCGUCGUCUCCGUCGUCUUCCUCGACUUCUUCAUCUUCUCCAGCCUCCUCGGUGUCAGCUCAGCCACCGCCCCCGCCGCCUCCGCCGCCCCCUGGCCACUGCCCUGCGCCCUGUGAGUGCUCCGAGGCGGCCCGGACCGUCAAGUGUGUCAACAGGAACCUGACCGAGGUGCCGGGGGAUCUACCCCGCUACGUGCGCACCCUCUUUUUCACAGGCAACCAGCUGACAGUACUGCCCGCGGGUGCCUUCGCCUCACGGCCGCCCCUGGCCGACCUAGCCGCCCUGAACCUCAGCGGCAGCCGCCUGCAAGAAGUGAGAGCUGGCGCCUUCGAGCACCUGCCCAGCCUGCGCCAGCUGGACCUCAGCCACAACCCACUGGCAGUCCUGAGCCCCGUCGCCUUUUCUGGCGGCGGCAGCAAUGCCAGCGGCUUGGUCCGGAGUCCCCUCGCGGAGCUGUUCCUGAACGACAUCCUGCCACCCCGGGACUCGGAGCUCCGAAACCGGAGCUUCGUGGGCAUGGUGGCGGCGGCGCUGCAAAGUGGGGGCGCUCUGGGCAACCUGCUCCGUCUGGAGCUGUCCGGCAACCACUUCUAUUACCUGCCGCGGAACAUGUUCUCCGGCCUGCCCAAGCUCAAGCACCUGGACCUCCACAACAACUCGCUGGUGAGCCUGCGCGACCUGGCCUUAGGUAACCUAACGCAACUGGAAACUCUCCACCUCGGGAACAACGCAUUCAAGGCCUUGCAUAAUGAUACCAUGGCCCAGCUGCAGGCUCUGCCCAGCCUGCGGAUCAACCUAGACAGCAACCCCUGGCUCUGUGACUGUAACCUGGCUGAUACGGUGGCCUGGCUCAAAGAAACUAAUGUGGUAGAGGGCAAAACCACCCUCUCCUGCUUCUCCCCAGAGAAAAUGAGGAACCGUCCCUUGGUGAAACUCAACAGCUCUGAGCUGGACUGUGGCCCACCACCCCCUCUAGACCCUUUGCAGACUUCUUACGUCUUUCUAGGGAUAGUUUUAGCCCUUAUUGGAGCAAUUUUCUUACUGGUUUUGUAUUUGAACCGCAAAGGCAUAAAAAAGUGGCUAUAUAACAUCAGAGAUGCCUGCAGGGAUCACAUGGAAGGUUAUCACUACAGAUAUGAAAUCAAUGCGGACCCCAGGUUAACAAACCUCAGCUCCAAUUCAGAUGUCUAAGAAACAUGAAGAAAGCAGAGCAUUGACAACAGCUAUGCAUGAGAUGUAGACUUAAGCUUUACAGCACCCUAGGCUUGCUCACCCUCCACCCUUCACUACAGAAACCACAGACUGAUGAAAAGCCAUGCAGAAGCUAUGCCUCCAUGUUAUAUGUAGAGUUCUCUGGUGUUUUCUGUUGACUUAAGACACUGGACAAUUACACAUAGUGUUUGGCUGUACAGAAAGAGACAUGCUUUCCCCACAUCCUCCCACCCACUCUCCACCUGUUCUUGGAACUUUGUUCGAACUUGUUUGGAGGGAUUUUUCAAGUUUCGUCAUGACUAAGGACUUCUUGCAGUCUGGUUUUCUCAGAGUACAGUACAAGGUGUAGCAAUUGUACAUACCAUUCAACAAAAACUGCCUCAACUUUUUUGAGAACAUAUUUUAUUUGUCAAUGCUGGUUUUAUUCUUGUGUACCUAAAUUGUGGAGAAAACAAUUUUAUUCCAUAAACUGCCUGCAGAGUCUAGAAAGCUUUUAUUUUCCUUCAGUAGUGCACAGAGGAGCAAACAAUUAGAGAGUAUGCAUGCCUACAGUAACUGUUCUGCAUAUUACAAAAUUCCCAACCUCAGACAGAUUCUUUGAAAAAGGAAGCUUCUCUGAAAAACAAAAAAAAAGUUGCUUUUUGAUUGCAGUUUACAUGAAGCUACAUCAAGUUUUUUAAAAAUGUAAACUGCAUCUAGAUUCAACAGAACAAAUUGUUAAAAAAAAUUCAAUAAAGGUUCUUAAAAGAACUACAGCAGAGUCAAAGUUAUGUAUGCUGUUCUUAUUAGACUUUGUAAAGGAAAAAUAGCUUGCCUAGUUUUAGUUCAGACCAAUAAAUUAAUCAUUAUUCAUGUUGCCAUCUUUAUUGCAUAGCCUGAAUAGUUAUUAUCUAGACUGAAGUUAGAGAUUCCUUUUGAAAUAUUGGUCUGGUUAGAUUUAAAAGAUUCGAGAUGUUUUGACUGUGAAUAUUUAUACAAACCUGCCUUCUCUUGACCUAAAAGUUGGUGUCUACUAACUCAGAACUAGAUUUUUGAGAGCAGCAUAAAGUAGGGCUGGAUAAUGAUUUCUCUACAGUAAGCCAAAUUGAAUUUGCUGCUCUCCAAAUGUUAAUGAAGUUGCUCUUAGAGCUUAACUCUAAAUAAAGUUCUUUUGGGGAAAUCACUCCUUGGGGUCUCAGAGCAGGAUGUGAAACAUUCAGAAAGGCUUAAAAAAAUUAAAUUGUAAAUAUGGAACGGCUUUAAAGUACAUCUUAACAUUAUGGGAUAGAGUAUUUUAAAAAUAUAAUUUUUUUUCCAUUUUCCAAUAUCACAAAAUAAACUAAAUAGGUAUUCCUCUCUUGUUUUUUUUGUUUUCAUUUUUUUGGAAUAGAAAUUUUAAUUUAGACUGGAGCAAUAAGGUAAAAUGUUGUGGGAGGCCCAGGUACAUUUAGAAAAUUGCCCUUUGACCUGUCUCGUUUUUGUAUUAGUAUCUCUAGUGUCUAUAAAAUGCCUGGUACAUAGUAGGCACUUAAUACAUGCUUGUUGAUUAAUUGUUUGAAGGGACCUUGGAGGCCAUUUAGUCCAGCUCUCUCAUUUUACAGAUGAGGAAACUGAGGUCCAGAGAGGUUAAGUGACCCUCAGGUAAGUCUGUUUAGUGCUUGGAUUCUUUGUUCUUCUUAUUGACUUUAGCCAAGUUACGAAUUUGAAAAUGUGACCUUCUUAAAAUCUUUGUUGGAAAGAGUUGGGAUGUAAAUCCUAAAUAAGUCCAUGUUUGAAGAGACUACUUUAUGAAGGACAGGAGCACCUAGAAUUUGGUUUAAAUAAUGCAGAUGAUAAAAGCAAAUCCUUUAUCAUUUGGAAUCAUCAGGAACAGAUGAGAUUUUCCUAUUAGUAUUAAAUUUAACAUUCUAAUUUUGAAAGAGCAAAAAAAAAAUCCCUUACUAUUAUAACUUAGUGUUUAAGAUCAUCUUGGGUUUUUAUUCUAUGCUAAACAUUGAAAGGUUAUUAAAAUAAUUUAGUAUAGCUCCAUUGUUUACAAUCUUUGGCCUGUUAUUCUCAAAAGACUAGGUAGUUAUCACUGUUCUAUAUCUACCAUAAGAAUUUAAGCCCUAAAGGGAAUCCUCUUAAUCUCUCAUUUAUUAUAUAAAUUUUUCCAAUUUAAUUUACAAGAUAUCGUUAAAUUUGGUUAAUUAAACUAGCUUGCAUUAGUCUCAGGGCUCUCUCUUUCUGUGCUUUAAAGUGGUUAUUUUCAUCAAUGUGAUGCAUGUAGAAUAACUAUAGAUUUUGUGUUUUCAUAAAUGAGGCAAGUUGAGAAUUGGUGUUUUAUGCAAACCUGUUUCAGAGAUCAUCACCUCACUUCUUAAAGUUUAAAUGAGUUGAAAUUCUCAAAAUAGAGCCACAUAGAUUAGUUUCAGUUUAUUGUUUUUAAUGAUAUAGAUGCACAAUAAAACAUUUCAAACUACCUCAACUAGUUUAAUAAUGACACUUAUUUUUAAGAAAUAUCAAUUUAUUCAUUAAUUUUGAGCUAUAUCUCAGAGCCAUUAUUAUUUUUGAAAAAGCAAAAU
Molecule: messenger RNA, 4361 nt
Organism: Trichosurus vulpecula (common brushtail)
Lineage: Eukaryota; Metazoa; Chordata; Mammalia; Diprotodontia; Phalangeridae
Gene: TPBG
Product: trophoblast glycoprotein
Exons: 2
Coding region: 487-1797 (436 amino acids)
Biological process (GO): negative regulation of canonical Wnt signaling pathway
Cellular component (GO): plasma membrane
Molecular function (GO): protein binding
Source: RefSeq, a predicted model, not a curated record